Molecule: messenger RNA, 1215 nt
Organism: Saprolegnia parasitica CBS 223.65
Lineage: Eukaryota; Oomycota; Saprolegniomycetes; Saprolegniales; Saprolegniaceae
Exons: 8
Coding region: 21-1151 (376 amino acids)
Source: RefSeq, a predicted model, not a curated record
CAGCGCCGAGGGCAAGACCGAUGGAGGCCGAGGACGACGGGCCGCCGAUGGCAAUGCUCCAGACCGAUGUCUUCCGCGCCCUUCAAGCCAACCUCAUGGCGCUCGUCCGGCAGUCCAAGGCGGAGGCCGAAGCCUUGCGGCGCCAGCUCAUCGAGUCCAACGAGGAAGUCGAGCGCUUGAAGGAGCGAGCUCAGCGGUCUGCGGCUUUGCGCGAUGGACAUGGAAGCGGCGACGAGGACGAGGCCAUGGUCGAGUCCGACGACGACGACUACCACAACGAGCGUUUCCGAACUCGCUACCACGACCCUUAUGAGUUUGAUGAGGAAGCGCAUGAGCAACGACUCCGCGACAUGCUCGAAGCCCAACAGAACCCGCCAGACGAAGCGUUUGCAAGCGAUGAUGACGACCACAACGGAGAGACGCAGGGCCAAGGUAACGAGCCGACAGCAAACGUCAGCGACGUGGGCAGCGACAACGACGCGGGCAGCGACAACGAGAUCGGUGCUGCACGAUACCGCCGGCGCCAGGGCGACAGCCAAGAUGGAGAGGCGCCAAAUCCAAGCUACGAGCAUAUGGAAAACGGCAGCGGUGCGUCCAGCGAUAACGAGCACCACGAGUCCCGCGAGCGCGAUCUGUCGAGCGACGAAGAAACGCCGCGCAAGCCAAUGCAUCUGCGCAAGCACGGACCAGUCACUGAGACGUUGCCGCUGCCUCCGCUGCGUGCCAACAAGCCAUGCACGCUCACGGACGCGCAGAAAGGCCAGAUCAGCUUGAAGCGACUGCUCUACUACCGCCACAAAAGUCUCCUCGAAAAGUACGAAGCCCAUGCGCGCGCGCGCCUUGCCGAAGCGCGUCGGAUCUCGAUCGAGGCGUACGACGAAGCCCGAGCCUUGCACGAAGAUUUCUCGACGCUCACCAACUUUGUGUGGCCAUACUUUGAGACGCAGUCGUGGCCCCGCGAUGUCGAGCUGGACAUCGAGUGCUCCAUUUGCGCUCACAGCUAUAAAGCCGACGAGUGCGUCGUGACGCUGACGUGCAUGCACCUCUUCCAUAACGACUGCGCCAAGCCGUGGUUUGAGGCCCACGAAGAGUGCCCACAGUGCAAGACGAUCGUGAUUCCGACCCGCGACACCCUCGGCCGUCGCCCUUGACCCGCAGCAACAACUGCACGACAGAGCGCUUGUAUAAAACCCCAAUUUUUGUCCAUUCGUCCCA